This is a messenger RNA of Python bivittatus (Burmese python), 6099 nucleotides long. RefSeq names its product ATPase family AAA domain containing 2B (gene ATAD2B). NCBI's taxonomy places the organism in Eukaryota, Metazoa, Chordata, Lepidosauria, Squamata, Pythonidae. Gene Ontology annotation, biological process: nucleosome disassembly; transcription initiation-coupled chromatin remodeling; nucleosome assembly. Gene Ontology annotation, cellular component: nucleus. Gene Ontology annotation, molecular function: chromatin binding; histone binding; ATP hydrolysis activity. The record is from RefSeq and is a predicted model, not a curated record.
GGGAGGCUUCGCGGUGACCGAGGAGAGAAAGGGACGAGAGAACGAGUAAUGGCGGCCAGUUAGUGUGGGUGACUGAGCUGAGCAGGAGGAGGAGCGCUCCGCGCCUUCGGGCCCUUGUUCUUGGCUCAGCAGCGGCGUCGCUCCCCAGAGCAGAGGCGGUGGAGCCAGCGAGAGCGCCGCCCUUCCCGGGGUGGCUGAAGUGAGGCCAUGGUGAACACCCGAAAGAGCUCCCAAUCUCAACGUCUCUCCGGGAAAGCGGCGGCGACGGUCCGGGGCCCCGCCAGCCAUUUCAUCUCAUCCAGGACCCGCUUGUCUAGGACUAGUGCCAAAGCAGCGGCGGCGGUGGCGGCGGCGGCGGCUGGGCAAGAUGAAGACUCGGUCCGGAGAGAUGAUGGUAGUGAUGGUAGUUUGAGUGAUAGUCACAUAUCUCCUCCAGCCAAACGUACCUUGAAACAUGCUGAUUCUGUAUGCAAAGACAAAUCAAAAUCUCGCAAUACUGGACAGCGAGAGGAAUGGAGUGUCUCAACUGGUCAGUCCCGGUUAACUUCUCAAUCUGGUGCUACUUUACCAAAUGGUCGUAGCUUAUCUCUCAAAAGCUGUUCUCUUCGAGGGGAAAAAAAGGGAGAUGGUGACCAUGCCUGUAUAAAUGGAGGCAGAGAAAUCAGAAAAAGUUGUCGAUCUAGAAAAAACAGAUUUGAAAGUUUGAAUCAGAGUUUACUGUUUGACCAAUUGGUAAACAGUACGGCUGAAGCUGUUCUUCAGGAAAUGGACAAUAUUAAUAUCAGACGGAAUAGGCGAUCGGGUGAAGUGGAACGGUUGCGCAUGUGGACAGAUACAGAAUUUGAAAACAUGGAUAUGUAUUCACGAGUGAAAAGGAGGAGGAAAUCAUUGAGGAGAAAUAGCUAUGGAAUCCAGAACCACCACGAGGUUUCCACAGAAGGUGAAGAAGAAGAAUCUCAAGAAGAAGAUGGGGAUAUUGAAGCAGAGGAGGCAGAGGGAGAAGAAAAUGAUCGUCCGUAUAAUCUCAGACAAAGAAAAACAGUAGAAAGAUAUCAAGCGCCUCCUAUAGUUCCAGCUCACCAGAAGAAAAGGGAAAACACAUUAUUUGACAUUCAUAGAUCUCCUGCAAGAAGAAGCCAUAUCAGGAGAAAGAAACAUGCCAUUCAUAGUAGUGAUACAACCUCUUCAGAUGAAGAACGUUUUGAAAGAAGAAAAUCUAAAAGCAUGGCAAGAGCAAGAAACCGAUGUCUGCCAAUGAAUUUCAGAGCAGAAGAUUUGGCUAGUGGAAUCCUACGUGAACGGGUGAAAGUUGGUGCAAGCUUGGCUGAUGUGGAUCCAAUGACUCUUGACAAAUCGGUGCGUUUUGAUAGUAUAGGUGGGCUGAGCAAUCAUAUUCAUGCACUUAAGGAAAUGGUUAUAUUUCCUCUUCUGUAUCCUGAAAUAUUUGAAAAAUUCAAAAUUCAACCACCAAGGGGCUGUUUGUUUUAUGGUCCUCCUGGAACAGGUAAAACCUUGGUGGCUAGAGCUCUGGCCAAUGAAUGCACCCAUGGGGACAGAAAAGUUGCCUUCUUUAUGAGAAAAGGAGCAGACUGUCUUAGCAAAUGGGUUGGUGAAUCUGAACGGCAGCUUCGACUCCUCUUUGAUCAAGCAUACCUGAUGAGGCCAUCCAUAAUCUUUUUUGAUGAAAUAGAUGGCUUGGCCCCAGUCCGUUCCAGUAGACAAGACCAAAUUCACAGCUCUAUAGUGUCUACAUUGCUUGCACUCAUGGAUGGAUUGGACAACAGAGGUGAAAUAGUUGUCAUUGGUGCUACAAACAGACUUGAUUCUAUAGAUCCAGCACUCAGGAGACCAGGUCGCUUUGACAGGGAAUUUCUUUUUAGCUUGCCUGAUCAAAAGGCAAGAAAGCACAUUUUACAAAUUCAUACCAGGGACUGGAAUCCAAAAUUGUCCAAUCAUUUUUUAGGAGAACUAGCUGAAAAAUGUGUUGGAUACUGUGGCGCUGACAUAAAAGCACUUUGUACUGAAGCUGCCUUGAUUGCCCUGCGACGGCGCUAUCCUCAGAUCUAUGCGAGCAGUCAAAAAUUACAGCUUGAUGUUUCUUCAAUAGUUCUCAGUGCACAAGACUUCUAUCAUGCAAUGCAGAAUAUCGUGCCUGCUUCUCAACGUGCUGUAACAUCAUCAGGGCAUGCUCUAUCUCCCAUCAUAAGGCCAUUGUUGGAAAGAACCUUCAAUGAAAUCCUGGCUGUUUUACAUAAAGUAUUUCCUCAUGCUGAAUUCAGUCAGGGUGACAAAAGAGAAGAUGCACCAAAUCUAAUUUUGGAUGAUAGUGAAGAUGAAAAUGCUUCAUCAAUCUUUGAAACAAGUUGCCAGCCGGGAUCACCAAAGAAACAAUUACCAGCUGCUGUACAUAAACCUUACCUUCAUUAUACAAUGUCAGCUUAUCACCAGCCCACCUCUUACAGGCCAAGAUUACUACUUUCCGGAGAAAGGGAUUCAGGUCAGACUUCACACCUUGCUCCAGCUUUAUUACACUCUCUUGAAAAAAUUGCUGUACACAGAUUAGAUCUGCCAGCACUUUAUUCGGUCAGUGCCAAAACGCCUGAAGAAUCAUGUGCACAGAUAUUUCGUGAAGCAAGAAGAACCCUACCAAGUAUUGUUUACAUGCCUCAUAUUGGUGAUUGGUGGGAAGCUGUCAGUGAAACUGUGAGAGCAACUUUUCUAACUUUGCUGCAAGAUAUACCAUCAUUCUCACCAAUAUUUCUACUCUCUACCUCUGAAACAAUGUAUAGUGAAUUGCCUGAAGAGGUGAAGUGUAUCUUUAAAAUUCAGUAUGAAGAGGUUUUUUAUAUUCAAAGACCUAGCAAAGAAGACAGGCGCAAAUUUUUCCAAGAGCUGGUUCUCAAUCAAGCAUCAAUGCCUCCUCCAAGGAGAAAACACACAGCUCUUUCUGAUAUGGAGGUCCUUCCUCUUGCAUUGCCACCUCCUACCCGCCAGCUAUCAGAGGCAGAAAAGCAGCGAAUGGAAGACCAGGAAGAAAACACAUUGAGAGAGCUGCGGUUGUUUCUCAGGGAUGUUACCAAGAGGCUGGCUACAGACAAACGCUUUAACAUCUUCAGCAAACCGGUGGAUAUUGAAGAGGUUUCAGAUUAUCUUGAAGUGAUCAAAGAGCCAAUGGAUCUGUCUACAAUAAUAAGUAAAAUUGAUAAACACAACUAUUUAAGUGCAAAGGACUUUCUAAUAGACAUAGAUCUCAUCUGCAGCAAUGCUUUGGAAUAUAAUCCUGACAAAGAUCCUGGAGAUAAAAUUAUUAGACACAGAGCCUGUACUCUGAAGGAUACUGCACAUGCUAUCAUUGCUGCUGAAUUGGACCCAGAAUUCAAUAAAAUGUGUGAAGAAAUUAAGGAAGCAAGAAAAAAAAGAGGCUUAUCAGUUAUAGCAGAGCAAACAAAUCCUCAUGGUUCCACUGUGCACAAAACAGAAACCAGAGUUGAAGAGGCAUUCCUGAACCGGCAAAAAAAUGCAAUGACAGUUUGGCACAAUUCUGCAAACAAAUGUGCGUUUCGAUUGAGGAGGAAAUCAAGGCGACGUUCACAGUGGGGGAAAGGCAUUAUUAAAAAGAGAAAAGUGAAUAAUUUGAAAAAAGAUGAAGAUGAUGCCAAGUUUGCAGAUGAUGAAAAUCAAGGGGAGGAUAGUAAACUCCUGGAAAAUGGGGAGCUUGAAGGAAGCAUAGACUGCACUGAGGAGAACGGAGAGGAAACAGGAGAUCUUUCUCUAACAAAUGAUGAGUCAUCUUGCGAUGUCAUGGAUAUACAUGGAGAACAAAGACUUGAUAAUGGGACAGUUGGGAAAGAAAAUAGCAUUCCAUCUACAGAAGAGAGCUCCAACGAAUCCCUGCUAGUAAAUAACAAGGUUAUGAUGAAUGUAGAAAAGUGCUCUAAGGAGGAGUCAGAUUCCCAGAGGGACCAUUUAAAUGGUGAGGCCUCUGAAGGGACACCUCUCCCACCAUGUCAGUAUAACAAAUGUGAAUCGUUGAAUGCCAGUCUCAUUGCUGACAUGUCUACACCCAAGCAAAUGGCAACAACUGAUGACCACCAAAAGAAAAAAUCAGAAGCUUCAAAUUAUAGUCCAGAAGUAGAACACAUACUACAGUCUGGUAGUGAGAUUUCACAGUGCAGCAAUAAUGAAAAGAAAUCGCCAAGCACAGAUAUGGAAAUUAAAGAAACUGAAUCAGAUAAAGAAGGUACAUUGAAAAAUAAGAAACUUCGUAAAAUUGCUUUGACACAGGUUCCAGAGGAGCAGUUAGACCCUGUACCUCCUGUACUCGUUGACCAUGUCAGGCUAAUGAAUUUACUUGACUUAUUGGUUAAGAAAAGUGACAACUUGACAGUUGACCAGCUUGAGAGGCUAUACUCUCUCCUUAAUCAGUGCAUCUAUCGGCAUCGUAAAGAUUAUGACAAGUCGCAGCUUGUACAAGUAAGUUUGUACCGUUUACUGUUUUUAGAAUAUGCUCCAAGUGAUUCAUCUGAUCUUUUCUGUGUCAAGGCAAGCCCAGCUAGUUGUCUCUUGGAGAGGUUCUUGCUAACAGUAAAACCAAUUUUAUUUUAUAUAGUGUUUAGACUGUACUUUACUUUGUUUAAAAGAAGGUUUUGACUCAUUUUUGUUUUGUAUUCAGUGCUUGCUUUUAUUGUAUUAGUGUUGUUAAACACCUUGAGGUCUGUUGCAAAAGAAGAAUAAGAUUUAAGCAAUGAGUAGUUACCAAUUUUUAAAUUUUAUUUUAUUGGUGAUUAGAACCAAUUUGAUAGCAUAAAAUAUUAUAAUGAAAUUGAUUUUUGAAAUGUUCUUCUGUAGCAAAAUUAAUUUAGCUUUUAAUUCCAUUAUGAUUAUUGAAAGAUGGAUCCAUAAUUGAUUGAUAAUGGUCUACUUUUCCUGAGGUAGAAUGGUGUUGGUGUGAUUUCUGAAGAUUAAACAUGUACCUAUGAAGUGGUUUUGUGGAAUAGAGUAUUAAAUGAAUUAAACAAAAUAUCUCAUUGCAUGCUUUGUGAAAUGUACUUUAUGAGAAAGUUUCUCUUAGAAUACUAAGAGGAAAAUGUAAAGAUUGCCACUUACUUUACCAUUUAAUUUAUCAUUCAAGGAGCUGAAGACAAAGCCAGACAAAAUGUAGUUUUUAUUAAUGCCAGGAUGCUCUGGUCUGAGUAAAGUUUAUCCGUCUCACAGUUCAAAUUGUCCCUUAGUUUUGGCACUACUAUGAAGAGCAUGUAAGUUCUUGGAAACUGAGAGAGAUUUAAAUCUCUUCCUUGAGAUUUCUGUACAGAAAUGAUGUUGUUUAACAUUACUCUGAAUAGUGGUGAAUAAUCAGUAAUCUUGUUUCCUUCCAGGAGAUGGAAAGAACAGUUGAUAUGUUUGAAACAUUCCUGUGAACUUUUCAAGGUGUGCGGGUUUGUCUUUUCAUUGGCUGCUUGUGGGAGAGCAGUCUUCUGAGCCAUUCGCUUUCCACUUGCACCAAGUAUAUGCAGAGCCUUGGUCUUAACACGCUCGCUCUUGGUCUCACGUUCUGUUAUGAAUUUGGUGCUAUUGUCUCAGGUAACUGAAACCAGCCAGCCUACAAGAACCAAACAGAACUUCAUAAUAUUUGUAUCUUGAUAUAAAUAAAGAAUAUAAUGCCACAACACAGAGAUUUUUGGUGCUACAGAAACUGCUUUCAUUUCUGCUGUCUACAUGUGUUAUCUUAUGAGAAGUUUCAGGCAAAACGGAGCAGGCUGACAAACACCCGCAAACAGAAUAGAGCAGAUCUAACUGAUUAUUUAAGUGGGCAAUUUCUAAGAUCUUUUUUCCUUUCCUUUUUUUAUUCUCUGAGGUAAUGGACAGAAGCCUGUUUUUAAAGCUGGCAGUGAAAAAUUGUGGUACAAAGGAAUUGACUUUGGUAUACAAUAAUGUGAAGAUGAGGCUCUUUAGAGCUGCCUUCAAUGUGCCUUUUUAGUCGGUGGUGGUGGUAGAGAAGGAGGAGGGGGAAGCUCUUAAAAUAGUUGGGAUUGUAGCCAAUGACAGAGUUAGUUAUUUUCAAAAGCCUGUGUUCCCAAAGAACAGUUUCAGGUUCCCGCA